This is a messenger RNA of Geodia barretti, 2485 nucleotides long. The record is from the annotation of a GenBank genome assembly. Lineage: Eukaryota; Metazoa; Porifera; Demospongiae; Tetractinellida; Geodiidae.
AGAAAGGAAAACCAAGGUGAUGGUGCUUCUAGUUGGGAUCGUCUUGUUUCUUCUCUCUCGUCCUCCGUCCACGUCGUCCGAUGAAACAGAGUUCCAACUGGCGUACGGUCACGUGCUGGCUCAGAAACUCCCCCUCUCUCACUCCACGCCUCCUCCUAGCGACGUUUCAGAUGCUGUGCAGAUAGCCCAGAAAGUGGUACAGGCCGAAACAGGAGCUUCAACUGAAGUUCAGGACUUUAGCAAAUCAAGAUUGUAUUACACAGCUAAUGGUGUCACUCCGUAUGUGUUGGAGCAGAAAUUCAUCAUCUCCUUGCAAACAUACAUUCAAAGGAUGCAUAUACUGCUCGGAUUUCUGUACACAAUCUCCUUGAAAAGGACAGAGGGCCAAAAGCUGCACCACAGGCUGACUCUAACUAGAGAUCUCAAUAAUGACUAUCACGUAUUCAGCCACAUAUCCUCCACACGUCCGCAACUUCAUCUGAGUUCGUGUUUCUCUAGUUUGUCGGACUCACGUGUUGACACACACACUGCGACCUGUGCUAAUGCAUACCAUAAACAAAACGGGUACUGUUGGGAUAUUUGUCGUCAUGGAGCUAACCAGUGUUCUGCAUGCACUGGACAAGAAGAUGUUUCUCAUGCCUUUCACUGGGAAAAGCAGUCUGAAAGGCAGCUUCUUGGAAACCAGUGUCUACAAACUGGCGAGUGGACCGUAACAAAUGAGUGUUGUUCCCGCCAUUGCAACGGCACUCUGUGUUGCCGAGAAUCGCCGCCCGGUCGCCAAUCUCUCAGACUAGCAACGUACAACGUGUGGAAUCUGAAUAGUUUUGAAUGGGAGAGUUACUCGGAAAGACUCUGGAGGCUUGGAAAGAUGCUGCAAGCUCAGGACCUGGAUAUUCUAGCUGUACAAGAGGUGCGGUUUGAGGCUGGUGACCACACCCACAAUCAGAUCGGAGAACUGGCUAGAUUUCUACCAGACUACCAGGUAACACCUCAGUCGCCCGUCUCACACUCUAGCUCAUUCGCAGAGUGAUUUCUGCUCUCUGUGCACCACCCUUCUCUGCUGCGGUCUCAGGCAAACCUUUUGAGCCUAAAUGGCCAUUUGUAGGUGCCAAGUCGCUACUGGUGCAAGCAUUGACAUACUCAGUACUCACAGCGCAAGAUAUAUGGCCACAGGGCUUUGUGUAGUUGACGAAAUUGGCACUGGCUCAUUAGGAUGUUAUUGCGUUAGCACAGGAUGAUGGAAAUGGAGUAAUUUGGACGAAGGGAAUUUCUUAGAUGAGCCUUCUGGCUAUUGCAUAUAUUGUUGCUCUCUUUGUUGUUUACAUGUUUGUUGUUGUUUACAGUAUGUAUUCCAGCCAGCAAUGCUGUACAUGGAGCGUAUCAACGUAAGAACAGAAGAGGGUGUAGCUAUCUUAUCUCGAUACCCCAUCCUCCGUCAUGACUAUAUCUUCUUGUAUCGGAAUGAAUCAGACGAGGAAGACACUCACCAGAGGAUCUGCCUCCAUGCAGAGAUCCUCACUCCCUCCCUGGACAAGGUGCAUGUCUUUGUCACUCAUCUCUCGCUCAGUGCGGCAUCACAAGAAAAGAGCGUUGUCGAGCUGUGGAAAUACAUGUCGAGAUUCAGUGGAUAUAAACUAUUGAUGGGGGAUCUUAAUGCUGAACCUGGUUCACCAGCCAUCAGAUUUCUAAGAGGCGAGGUGAAUAUAGAAAGAGUCUUUACCGACAGAUUGAGAGACACUUGGAUGGAAGCCGGCCACAAGAGCAAUCUCGACGGAUUAACGUUUUCAACCUUUACUGACCGCCCCACCAAGCGGAUUGAUUACAUCUUCCACCAACCACACUCCACUGAGCUCAGGGUCACCAGUGCCACCAUAAUGGACGACGGAGACCAUUGUUCUCCUCCAUGUUCCGACCACUACGGCGUUGUAGCUACAAUUGGUUGGUCUCCUCCAACUUGACCUAAUGGAGCAGUUCAUUCAUCAUCAUCAUUGCCAAGGAUCACUUAUACACCCAUGUACUGUAUCUCUAGCGACUAUAUACUCCAUACAACUCUCCAUUCAUUUCUACCUGAAAUUCAUCACGCUAUAGUAUUAGUCUAAGUAAGGGUCUUGGACUAGUUUGUUAUGAACGUCCAUGAGUCCUUUGAAGUAUUUGACAGUCUUGACGCGGAGUUCGAGGGUGGCGUCCUCGUCGCAGACAAACAGCGUCUUGGGAUGUUGCUGAAAGGCUGACACUGUCCACAUGUGGUUCAAUCCUUCUUCUAUGGCCUUGUAGAGAGCAAAGGCCUUGUGUGACCCAGUAAUAAGAAUCAUCACCUAGCGUCCAUGACAGUGCCAACGCCCACAGUGAGCGCCAUGGUAGGAACCUGACCCACAUUGCCGCCAAAGAAGCGGGCGUUGGCCUGGAUAGUGUCGACUGCCAGAGAUUUGAUCCUAGUCCGGGAAACGAGGGAGGAACCUGGUUCGUUAAAGGCUAUAUGGCCGUC